Messenger RNA from Alosa sapidissima (American shad), 1046 nucleotides. RefSeq lists its product as uncharacterized. Gene Ontology annotation, molecular function: zinc ion binding. The transcript is spliced from 3 exons. The record is from RefSeq and is a predicted model, not a curated record. NCBI's taxonomy places the organism in Eukaryota, Metazoa, Chordata, Actinopteri, Clupeiformes, Clupeidae. Bases 51 to 1046 code for a protein of 331 amino acids.
CUAGCAUAACAAACUUACCAGGCUUAGCCUAGACUACUAUAUUUGCUCAAAUGUUUUAUUUUGACAUUACAGGAAUUUACACAGCAAGCAGAAUGAAGAAUUUUAGAUCUCUUGAGGCACACAUAUUUUUCACUGAUGGAUGGGUGCAGACAAUCUAUCAUAAUAAACCUGAUGAAUCAGAUUGCACCAUCUUUAAGACCCAAGUCAAGCCAUCUUAUAAAGUUACUGAAAAGUGUCACAACACCUGGGUUGCUGUCAGAAGUGACGGGAAUAUCCUUGCCGCCCAUUGUGACUGCAUGGCAGGACUUGGAGAAACCUGCUCACAUGUUGGGGCAGUACUUUUUAAGUUGGAAGCCUGUGUCCGCCUGGGAUACAACAAAGUUGCAUGUACCAGUGUUGCCUGUGCCUGGAAUGGUGUCUCAACCAAAACAAUUGAGCCUGCAAUGAUUAAGGACAUUGAAUUCUACAGUGAGCAAGCCAAAAAAAAAAGAAAUGUUAAAAAAAGAAGACCCAUUCCAAAAGCCUCAGCCGCACAGCAAAAUCAAUUCCUGCAAAUGCUCUGUAACACCAAGGAGCUUCCCAUUGGUCUCAGCUCUUUUAAAAGCUAUGCUGAUGUCUUUGCCCCUAUACCCUGGUACAACAACUUGGAAGGUUUCACGGAAGAGCAGUGUUCUUUUGUGGAAGAAGAGACAAAAGGACAAGCAGCCUGUAAAGCUUGGCAUCGGCAUCGCGUGGGCCGGAUCACAGGUUCAACUGCACAUAGGGUUUUGCACACAUCCCUUGACAGGCCAUCAAAAGCACUAAUUAAUGACAUCUGUAGUUGCUCAUCCAUCGUUCUUGGCGUUCCGUCUUUGCAGUGGGGCAAGGACCAUGAGGUGGAUGCCAUUAAUACCUAUAAAUAUGUUCUCGGUCUGUGCAGUGCUACACCCAACGCGUCACCUUGCAUCAUUGUUUCAGAGGACAUUUCAAAACCCCACAAUAACCUAAAGGUAGACACAGCUGGGUUUAGAAUAUCUCAGGAGAGUGCUGUGGCAAUGGCGUGGUAG